GACACGGUCUGCAAAUAAGAAAAAAACCAACGCGUUCUGCAGAGCUGCGCGACAUGGCCUUGGAGUAACCAGUUGUCACCUGAGACCAGUCUCUGUGGACCACAUCACCAUGGCACCACCUUCACUUGAUACCAGAAAAACUUGUUGUCUCACAGUGCAUCCAUUCAGAAGGUGACGUGCGCGAAGACUUAAGCGGAGAGAUGAAGCGGCCCUCCAUGUGGAAGUAGAUAAGAAACUGUUCGAUUUGUGUUUGUGGAAAAAUGUCUGCGGGUCGCAACAGUCUCGUUUCAUUUCUAGGCUCAAGCGCGUGUUUUAAAAACUUCAAUCAGCUGAACGGGAGGAAAUGGCACAAAGAAAGGUGUCCAAACGGGAAUGUACAAAAACGCUGCCGUAACACAAGAUGUCUGCGAUGGCCUUGUGUUAGACUUACAAGUUUGUCCCCGUCGUCCUCAUUUAUGAUAUUGACUGUGCUCGCCGUGCUUUUUCUCAAAGCAAAUGUGACGGCAGCAAUAAAAGUGACCUCCAGCGGGCCACAAACCAUUCAGAUGGCUCAAGGGGAACCGGUCGCUCUGGACUGCACCUACGCGUCAAGUCAAGCAGACAUAGGCGAGCUCGACAUUGAGUGGUCGGUUGUCAGCCCAGACACCACAAAAAAAGACCAGAUGAUCAUAUCGUACACAGGUGGAAAGAGAUACACCCAUGGCGACUCUGUUAUAAUGAAAGGAGUGGACUUCACCGCUACAGACCCUUCCCAAGGAGAUGCGUCUCUAUCGAUCGCCUCGCUGAGCGCCGGUCAUGCUGGAACGUACCAGUGCAAAGUCAAAAAAGCACCUGGAGUGGACAGCCGGAAAAUAUCGCUGAUCGUGAUGGUGAGGCCGUCUGUGCCGAAGUGCUGGGUUGAUGGUGGUGAAGCAGUGGGUGAAGCAGCAUCUCUCCGCUGCAGGUCGGAUGAAGGUACCGCACCUCUACUGUAUUCAUGGAGGCCCAUUCCUCCAGAUGCCAUUCAGAACUCCGUCACAGGAGAACUUCUGAUCAGUAAUCACUCUGUAAGCCACUCCGGUGUCUAUUCCUGUGAAGUUUCCAAUGCUGUUGGGAAACAGAGCUGUCGGCUUAACCUUCAAGCUAUGAAGCCUCCCAACAGAGCGGGGGUCAUCGCAGGAACCAUCGUUGGAUGUUUACUGCUCAUCAUGAUCAUUCUGAUAAUUGUAUUGCUUCUGGUCUUCAAAUGUAACUGGAAUCGACACGAGAAAGAGUUCUCCAAUGAGAUUAGAGAGGACGCUCCAGCGCCUGAGAGUCGCCCCACCAGCCGAAUCUCCAGCUUCCGUUCCGGUGUGGCCUACAGCCAGGUGGGCCAAACCCAAAACCAGCAUCCGGCCUCCACUAACACCAGCUACAGCACUGCAAAAUAUGACAGCAGGUUUGGUUAUGCUGUAUGAGAGACUAGUCGUACUUAUAUUAUAGAUUCUCAUUGGUUUGCAUUGGAUUUAAUCAUGUCGCAAGAUAAUGGAAUGGAGAAUGGAAUCAAAACGUACAUCCAGUGUAAUUAUAGUAUGAUAGAAGGAUACAUUAUGUCUCAGAAUAAUGAUACUGUAAGAUGAUGUUGGUAGACCUCUUAUCGAGACAAAAAGUCAAUAUAUGUGUGUGAGGAGCUUCCAUUAUUGAUGUUUUUUUUCUAGAUAAUCUAGUAAAUAUAGAAAUAUUUUUUUUAUGAUUUUUGGAUGUUGAUGGUCAUGAUUAAACAUAAUUAAAAAGCCAUUUAAAUUUAAUGAGAAAAGGAAAUCACAAAAAAUAAAUUAACAUGCAGACCGAUAAAUCUCUUUAUUCGCAUGUGUUUUUUUUUUUUUUUAUAAAACAUGUUUGUUUGGCUGUUGUUUUGUCUCUACUUUUACCUGAAAAAUAAUUACUGAAACUAUUAUUAUUUUUGUUACAAGAAGAAUAUCUUUCAAUGUGACUGAAAAGUUAAAUUUGUAUGUUGAGUUUGCAAUAAAAAAAAAAAUGAAAGAAA
Messenger RNA from Puntigrus tetrazona (Sumatra barb), 2005 nucleotides. It is a transcript of the gene vsig8a, whose product is annotated as V-set and immunoglobulin domain containing 8a. Lineage: Eukaryota; Metazoa; Chordata; Actinopteri; Cypriniformes; Cyprinidae. Bases 261 to 1436 code for a protein of 391 amino acids. The transcript has 11 exons. The record is from RefSeq and is a predicted model, not a curated record.